This is a messenger RNA of Cyphellophora attinorum, 876 nucleotides long. Its product is annotated as putative vacuolar amino acid transporter YPQ3. The record is from RefSeq and is a predicted model, not a curated record. The transcript is spliced from 4 exons. Lineage: Eukaryota; Fungi; Ascomycota; Eurotiomycetes; Chaetothyriales; Cyphellophoraceae. Gene Ontology annotation, biological process: basic amino acid transmembrane export from vacuole. Gene Ontology annotation, cellular component: fungal-type vacuole membrane. The coding region runs from base 1 to 876 and encodes 291 amino acids.
AUGAUUGCACCUGCAUUGCACCUCGUCACCUCUCACCUCGCAGCUGGCAGUAGCGAGACGCCCCUCACAGCUCACGAGGCAGUCUCUGGAGUCCUAGGAUCAAUAUCACUUUGCUGCUGGAUCUUCCUGCUCCUCCCACAGCUCAUCGAGAACUACCGCAAUGGCUCUGCCGAAGCUGUGUCCCUGGCGUUCAUUCUCGUGUGGUUCCUGGGCGAUAUCUGCAACCUCGCUGGCGCACUGUGGGCCGGGCUCGUCUCCGUGAUCGUUGCAAUUGGUGUCUACUUUUGCAUAAGUGACGGUGUUCUCCUCAGAAGCGGAGCGGCAGUUACACAGGCACUAUCCCGGGCAGUGAAGAGCGGCGACGAAGCAGUCAAGCAAGUCAGGGAAGUGCAAGGCGAAGGAGUAGUGCCGCAGCGCAAGAAGCACGCAACGAGAGCUGUGGGCGAAGACGUGCUCAGCGUGCUCGGGAUCUGUGUUAUUGGCGCAGCGGGCUGGGCGAUUGCUUACGGAACAGGGACUUGGAAGCCUGCUCCACCGCCUGGCAAAGUGCACGCUGAGGAGCUCGCAACCGGCGCCCAAACCUUGGGCUAUGCGAGUGCGGUGCUCUAUCUAGGUGCCCGGCUCCCGCAGAUCUACAAGAAUUGGCAAGAGAAGAGCUGCGAAGGUUUGUCGUUGUUGUUCUUCAUCCUCUCACUUCUAGGAAACCUGACAUACGGCGCCGGUAUCAUCUUCCACUCGACUCAAAGAGAGUAUAUCGUGAAGAAUAUUCCGUGGCUGAUAGGAAGCCUGGGAACGAUGUUCGAAGAUGUCAUCAUAUUCGCACAAUUCCAUAUGUAUCGACCAGGCAAGAUAAAUUCGGAGUCAGCCGUUGAAUGA